This is a messenger RNA of Triticum aestivum (bread wheat), 1060 nucleotides long. RefSeq lists its product as uncharacterized. The coding region runs from base 428 to 781 and encodes 117 amino acids. The transcript is spliced from 3 exons. NCBI's taxonomy places the organism in Eukaryota, Viridiplantae, Streptophyta, Magnoliopsida, Poales, Poaceae. The record is from RefSeq and is a predicted model, not a curated record.
UCUAGUGGUUGUUAUCGGAACCGUUGGUUGGCUUUAGGAUCCGCACUUUUAAGUGGAUAAGGUCCCGAUUUUCUGGAUUACUGAAUUUCGCCACGGCAUAUUGGGAAUGGUCGGCUGGACCUUUCUGUAGUGGCAGGCCCUAAGAUGGCAACCUACUCUGUGACUAUACAGGCGCACUCAGAACAGGAGCAGCUUCGCCUUUCUGAAAAUGCAGACCGCUACAGGAACUACUUUGGGCAUCUUACGAAUUUGACCGACGGUGGCAAUGUACUAAAAGUUCUUGGUCCGGCGUGCUGGACGGUCAUUGUAAGAACUUCCAUUUUCGUAUGUUUCGUAAAAGGUUCGGCACCUUAUGGAACUAGGAAUUGGACUGCAACAUGUCCUGUCAUUUUUAGUCUAGCAAAAGGUAAGACGGUGCUGCACCAUAAUGGAACUGCGGCUCCAUAAAUUCGUUUUUCGCAGAGGAAAAGCCCCAUGUUCGGCAUCCAAAAAAGUGUGCUUAGUAAAUGUUCGUCUGUCGAUUUGCAGGAUGAUCGGCUCGGAGUGCAUGCAGGCGUUGCAUUUUGUCAGCAAUGCUGAUUGCAUAUUAGUUAAUGGCUCUAUAAGGAUGUGUGAUUCCCUCGCGCACGUACGUGUCUACUCUAUGAGUAUUGUUACAAAGUACAACGACAUCACUCAGCACUACCUCACCUCCACUGCAUAUAUGUUUACUUGGAUCUUCAGAAAAGGGCAAGACCACCCACCCCCACCCCCAGUUUUUUGGUGCGUUUUUUGUAAGUAAGCGUGCGACGUAUUUUUAUUUUGUUGACAGACUUACUCUUGUAAACAGCACAAAGACAGGCAUAUGGAUAUACGCAGGAGAGACUUGGCCGUACGGUACGGGGCUAAUCAUCUCCAAUCAUCUCCUGCUCCGAACAGCCCCGACGUGCUGCGAGUGUUCUACCAUCCAGGAAUUGUGUGGGUUUUUGUUUCGACUCGCUUCCAAAAUAUAGUUUUGAUUCCUAUUUAUUCUGUCCCUUUUGGAUGACUGUCCUGAAAUUGAACAGUGAGUUGGAGAAUG